GGGGUGGGCGGGUCCAGGCUCGUUGGCUUUAGGACCCAGUGGCUGCUGGCUCAGGCAGCAGCGGCUCGGCUCUCAGACUGAAGCAGACAAAGGCGCAGGGAGAGACGGCGUGCUGAGAUCCUGCACCAUCGACUCCCGCAUUCACAGCCGCACACACACGCACACUUCACUCCGCAAGCAGAGACGCAGACUCUCCGGAGCCGGUCCCCUCCACCUCACAUCCGUCACAACCAUCAGAACUUCCCGUCAUCAUGGAGCUGGACUUUGGACAUUUUGACGAGCGAGACAAGGCCUCCCGUACCCCGCGGGGUGGACGCAUGAAUGGCCUCCCCAGCCCGACCCAUAGCGCCCACUGCAGCUUCUACCGCACGCGCACUCUGCAGGCCCUGACCAACGAGAAGAAGGCCAAGAAGGUUCGCUUCUACCGCAAUGGAGACCGCUACUUCAAGGGUAUCGUGUACGCCGUGGCCAACGACCGGUUCCGCACCUUCGACUCUCUGCUGGCCGACCUCACGCGCUCGCUGUCCGACCACAUCAACCUGCCACAGGGAGUCCGCUUCAUCUUCACCAUCGAUGGCAUGCGCAAGAUCGGAACCUUGGACGAGCUGGAGGAAGGGGAAAGCUACGUUUGUGCAUCGGAGAACUCCUACAAGAAGGUCGACUACACAAAGAACGUCAACCCCAACUGGUCCGUGAACGUGAAGGCCUCGGCCAGCCAGAAGAACAUGCAGUCCUUAGCCGCCAAGGCUGCUGGCGAGUCCAGAGAGAGCAAGGACUUUGUUCGACCCAAGCUAGUGACGGUCAUGCGCAGCGGCGUGAAGCCACGUAAGGCCGUGCGCGUCCUGCUCAACAAGAAAACCGCACACUCCUUCGAGCAGGUGCUCACCGACAUCACGGAGGCCAUCAAGCUGGAGAGCGGCGUGGUGAAGAGGAUCUACACGCUCGACGGCAAGCAGGUGACCUGCCUUCAGGACUUCUUUGGUGACGACGACGUCUUCAUCGCGUGUGGACCGGAGAAAUUUCGCUACGCCCAGGACGACUUCUCUCUGGACGAUAACGAGUGCAGAGUGAUGAAGGGACCCAAAGCUCAACGUGGAGCCAAGAGUCCCGGUCCCAUCAGGCGCAGCAAGUCUCCUGCUGAGUCGACCAAUGGGACGGGCUCCAGCAGCCAGCUCUCCACCCCGAUCUCCAAGCAUUCCCCCACCUCCACCCCCAACAGCCCCGGUCUCAACAACAAGCAGAAGGAUCUCUACCUGCCCUUAUCUCUGGAUGACGACGACUCUCUGGGCGAGUCGAUGUAGACUUGCCUCCUUCACGGCCUGAAACACAGAAGUUCUGACACCUCUGCUGCUCUCCACCUCCUCACAGUGCCAGCUGUCCUGGAGAUCUCUCUCUCUUCGUACGGCCUUCAGCCAUCAGGGCUCCGACACGUUUGCUGCUUGAGAAUCACACAAACCGUUUUUUAACAGUCGAUCACGUUUAAAUAAAAUUCAGCUCACUGAUGUUCGAACACGCAGAGGUUCACCUCCGACAGCACACACACAUCACGGUGUAAAAACUUCAUGUUUUGUUAAAGGUUCACUUCAUGUUUCAAUCCCACAAUUCCAAGCAGCAAAUGGCUUUUUUUUUCCCGGGUGUUGACUUUUGUAUCACUUGUUUCCGUGACGUUCCUCCGUGUCCUCCUGUCCUUUGCCGGCGGUUUAAAGGUGUGAACGCUGAUCUGCUCAGACGGAUCCGGUCGCUGUAAAUACUGUGUAUAGCUCUCCAUCGUAACAUCUCAGCCCAACGUCCAGCGCUGUGCUUCCAUAACGUCGCCACAACGUCUGUCUAACAUUUACUCAACAUGAUACAGGGUACGCUCAAAGUCAAAGAAACGCCACCGCAGAGGGUGAGUGGGACGCUGAAGGGACAAUUCAUUAUAAAACCAGGGUCCACAUGAAACCACCAGGGUCCACAUGAAACCACCAGGGUCCUGAUGUCGGCGUCCCACAGACACUCACUGAAUCUUCGCGUUGGUGUUUCUUCUACUUUGACCCUCUUCACACACCGUAGGUUCUACAUGGUAUAUAUGAUAUGAUAUGAUAUAAUAUAUCAUAUAUACCGUGUGUGUUUUAGAUUUUCACAGACUGCCGUGCAUGAUAUCGAUGAAUGAUUCUGAAACUUUGGGCUGUAAAAGCUGAAUCUGACCUGAAAGAUUUUAAAAACACACUUUACAGUUUUUUAUCAUCACAAACGUUUCUCAAAUGUUUCACAAACGUUUCUCAAACGAUUCAAAGAUGAACAAAGGUCUCAAAGCCAAAGUUCGAUGUUUGGAAUGAUUCAGAUGUGUCGGUUGUUUUGGAGGAAGCACACGUGGAGAUUUAUGCAUGUCGCUUUGAACGCAGAUAAAAAUAAGAUGACUCAGCAGUUUUUUAAUCGGGGCUCUGAACAGCAGCUUCCUCUUCUUUGCAUGGCUCAGCAUAGUUUCAGAUGGAGGGGAGAAGAAACGUUUCAAUCUACGUGUGGGUUUUAAAUUUUUAUAAAGUUUAUUAAUUUAUAUGAAGGGUACUCGUCGUCUUUUCUAGUUUGAACUUGAAACACUUUUUUCAAACUCUUCGGCCAUCUUUUCUUUUUCUAUCGUCACGACUUGACUCGUGUUCUCUCAGAUUUCUGCAGGGAAUCGAACCUGUGAAUCUUUUUAAAUUGGACGAAGCACAAAGCAGGGAGCGACUCAUUGAGACACUUUACCGUGAAUAAUAAACAACCUGACGAACAUCUAUCUAUGCAUUCGGACGUUUUUUUUACCCAAAACAAGAAAAAGUCUCCGUGUGCCGACGUGAUGGUGUGGAAGUUGUCUUGCGAGUGAUCCGGCGCCCCCGUCACCAAACCCAUGUGGUGCUGUGAACCUUGACCUCCUGCGGGGACGCCGCCUCACUUCAGCCUCCAUUUUGUAAAAAGCUUGUUUGUGGUCAUCUCUCACGCUGAUGUUGAUUUUUUUACAGCUUCUUGAACAGAUGUUGGUUGUCUUGUGUUAAACCGGCCCGCCGCCUCGUCACAUGACGGCGUGAAUCAUCACCUACAGUGGUGCCUUUUUUUUAGAUUUCUGUCUUUUGAUAAAAAACGAACAGGAAGUGGUUUUUGUUCUCAGCUGUUUGUAAAACCUUUUUAGACGUGUUGAACGAGGCCUCCCGCUCACAGGACGUGAUGUGGUGUACAUACGCUCGCUUCCUGUGCUUUCAUACGUUUGCCUUCCUGAUCGGACGAACAACUCGCUUUGUUUCUUGGAAAUUCAAAAUGUCUUCUUUGGUGGUAUUUUGACGUCACAGUGGCUCGUUUGUUUCAGUGCUUCAUUCAGUGUAUUAACCAGAAACCUUUUGCAAUUAAAACAAGUCGUAUUUCA
Molecule: messenger RNA, 3379 nt
Organism: Larimichthys crocea (large yellow croaker)
Lineage: Eukaryota; Metazoa; Chordata; Actinopteri; Sciaenidae
Product: neuronal migration protein doublecortin
Exons: 7
Coding region: 252-1301 (349 amino acids)
Biological process (GO): axoneme assembly; retina development in camera-type eye; photoreceptor cell development
Cellular component (GO): axoneme
Source: RefSeq, a predicted model, not a curated record